GCGUAUAGAGCGGCAGCGCUGAGAGAGGCAGAGCGAGAGCAGCGCGCGCACCGCACCUCCCGUUCACUGUAGUAUGGCAUCGAGGAGAAUGGAGACCAAGCCCGUGAUAACGUGUCUGAAAACCCUGCUCGUCGUCUACUCCUUCGUGUUCUGGAUCACGGGGGCCAUCCUCUUCGCCGUGGGACUAUGGGGGAAGUUCAUGCUCGGGCCGUACAUCUCCCUUAUCGCUGAGAACUCCACCAACGCACCGUACGUCCUCAUCGGCACCGGGACCACCAUCAUCAUCUUCGGGCUGUUCGGCUGCUUCGCCACCUGCAGGGGGAGCCCAUGGAUGCUCAAACUGUAUGCGAUGUUCCUCUCGCUAGUGUUCCUGGCUGAGCUGGUGGCUGGCAUCUCGGGGUUUGUUUUCCGUCACGAGAUUAAAGGCACGUUCCUGAGGACCUAUAACGAGGCUGUGCUGAACUACAAUGUGAAGGAUGAGAGGAGUCUGGCUGUGGAUAACGUGCAGAGGAAUCUGCGUUGCUGUGGUGUGUUGAACUACACGAGCUGGUUCAACAGUGUUUAUUACCCCACUAACGGGAUUCCACCCAGCUGUUGCGCCAACAUUUCCGACUGUAUCGCCUCAGACCUGCGCAACGCCACCAUAGCGCCUAGCAAAGUGCACCAGCAGGGCUGUUAUGAGCUGGUGACUUCCUUCAUUGAGACUAACAUGGGCAUCAUCGCUGGAGUGACGUUCGGCAUCGCCUUCUCACAGCUCAUCGGAAUGCUGCUGGCAUGUUGUCUGUCCCGGUUUAUCACGGCUAAUCAGUACGAGAUGGUGUAGCAGAGUGGCUGUAGGAAGCUGUGAAGAGAGUGUAACAUCAUUUCAGAGACCUGGGAAGGAAACCCAAGAUACUAGCACACUCCAUUCUUCUUCUUCUUCUUCUUCUUCUUCUUCUUCUUCUUCUACCUUUCUUUUGUCCUUCCUUUUUCCUCUGCCUCACUCCGUCCUGGUAGUGUAUCAUUCCUGAUUGUGCAUUUUGUGUGCCAGCUUCUCUUUCAGAAAACCUUAUCGUUACUACACACACACACACACACACACACACACACACACUUCACUCUGUACAAAGCCCUGCAUGCUGAAGCAGUUCCACUUAAAACCAGCCUGCGUUUUUAAUCGAUUAACCGAACUCUAAUUGACGUCAGUGCGUCGUAGCUAUAGUUCUUUGUCCGAUACGGUUUUAAGGAAAAAAUAAAUAUGAUGAAAAUAACACUAUAGGGUUUUUUUUCCCUUCUUUUUUUUUCCCGUCGUCGUCGUCGUCGUCGCUGUACGUACGCCGUAGUGACGUCUUCGGAGGAGAAAGGUUACGUUCCGUUUUCCGCUUUUUUUCCGCCCUGCCAUUUUCCGAGUGCCAUUUAAAAAAUAAAUAAUCAAUUUUAAAAAAAAAAAUUAAAAAAAAAGCAUCCUGCCGGAGCUUGUACAGAGUUUUCGUGCUCGUGCUGCUUUUUAGAAGCUCGUCCUGUCUGUAGCUAGUUUGUACUAGCGGGAUGAUGUCACGCGAAGGUGUAGAACGUGAUCAGGGAAUACGAAGCGGUCAUGUCGAACGUCGAACGAUACCGACGAGGUUCUUUCAGUCCGAGAUCACCGCGGAAAAUACCGGAAACCGCCGAUACAAAAACGUAGCACGCUUGCGAAGAGCAUCAGAUCGAGAUUAGCGAUAGCGGAUCGUACGAUUAACGCGUACGCGGUGGAUUUUCGGCCGCAGGUUUCAGCCUUAAGUUUGUGUGAGACCGAUCUGAUUUGCUUUAAACGUCUUAAAUCGUACUGACGCCGAACCCGCGUAUCGAUGCGGAAGGAAUCAUUUUAGUAACUAAGCCAGCACGCAAAAGACAGCUAGAUUUCGCAUGCCGAGUAAGCUAACGAGCUCAACGCUCAACCCCCGACCCCUCACGCCCGCCCCACGUUUACCGCGACCUCUGUUUCCGGAAGUAAAUAUUCCGGCUCCUGCCGCUUAAAGCGUCCGAACCGAAACAAACAACAACAAAGAACAAAGCAGCCGCGAGACGAAUCGACUCGUGAAAACGAUUCCUAAGCAAUAGAAACGGCUGGAAAAAUAGCGAGGCCGUGUGCUUAUCGUGUUCAACGAUAGGAAAGAACUCGUGUUCCCAUAAUGCAUUGCGAAUCAGGUCACGUUCUCUUUUUUUUUUUUUUUUUCUAACCAAAGCGGCUCUCCGAUCCCACAAUACAAGACGGCGCGCGAGCGACGUGGAUUCAUACCGCGCUUAUCCACAGAUAGUGACGUCUCUCGAUUGGUGGGUUCCGCUUUGGAAUUCCGGGUAACGUGAUACAGACACGGUACGAUUUAUUUUGCCCGAUAAAGUCGGAAUCUGAUCGCAUCACGGCUUCGGCGGCUUCCGACGACCUCGUGGCUUGCGGCGAGUCGAUCGCGUCGGGUUUAAAAAACGAUCGAGUUCCGUCCGGGGGGAAAAAAAAAACGGAUCUCGACCCGCGUGGAAAUGUAACCCAAUAAACGUUUCCACCCGGGAACCUUCCUCGGACUUUUUGUUAUUACGAUACGAAUUUCAAGCUGUACGUCUGUCAAAACUGCGCCGAAAUGUACUAACGGAAGACGGACGCUAGCGUGCGAGAAUUUCAUUCUGAGCGUACGUUAAUCGUUUUUCAGUCCACGUGCUACGUGCACGUUAUAGCGCGCGGUAUAUAAUGUGUGCUAACAACACGAACUACGGCGCGGCACGAAAAGCGACUUUGAUACGAUUCAAAUUAGCGGCCGUUUGACAGGUUUCUCGCACGUCUUCGUUCGUACGAACGUUCUGUGCGCGUUCAGGCGGAGAGCGCCGACGGGAAACGAAACGUCUCCUGGCGGCCCGAUGAUUUCUCGACGUCCGAUGAGCGCCUUCCUGAAAUAUCCGACAAUCUGUCUCGCUAAUCUCGGAUCGCGUGACGCGUUAGCCGAGCCGUCGCGUGUCAGGAUUCUAGAACUUUUCCAGAAUAAAAUGUUUUCUCUUUCGCCCGUUCUAGAAUCAUUGUACCCCAGCAGCAUUUGAGGUUUCGAUGCUAGCGAAGAGCUGCUGAGGAGUACUAGCAGCUACGCAAAAUUUGUUUUAGUGCAAUUUUUUUUUUUUUAAAUGGACGCCGGUGAAUUUUCUUGGACAGACAACAGCAAAACUGUUGAGGUUGAGGUUGUUUUAUUGUUUUGUUUUGUUUGUUUUUUUCCUGUUAGGUAAGUCUUAUUCUGACCAAAACUAAAAAUGAGUCCCUUUCUUUAGUAUGCAAAUAUGCUAGUCAGCUAGUGAGCGAUUUUGGCUAGUUUUUGAACAAGUUAGCAAAGCUAGCUAGGUCAGUUUGGGAUUUUGACAAAAAAUAAAUAAACAGACACUAAUUUUAGUCGCGCCAUAGUACGCAAAUACACCAGUGAGCAAUUGUGGCUAGUUAACACGUUCGCCCGGCUAGCUCGGCUAACAGUGUGCUCGACUUACUCAAAACCUUACUCGUGCGUUUAAGAAACAAACUUCAUGAAGCAUUUGUAGAGGAACGGAGAGCGGCUGUGAUCUCGGACUGAGCGACGGCGCGCGCUGACGUUCCAUAUUUCAAUGUGUGUUUGUGAGAUUUUGGGUUUUGUUUUGAUAUUCUUUAUGGUUUUAUUAAGAUUAAUAUGACUGUGUUCUAUGAAUGAAUUCUGCUUUUUACAGCUUCCCCUAGUUUCAGUGAACCGUUCAGUAUUAAUUAGUGGAUAAAAGCGAUAAACAGUCUGUGAAUACGCAAAACAAACAAACAACGGAUCGAACCACGCGAUCCAAAACCGGACAAACGUACAGAUAUUGCCACUUUGUAUAAAAAAAAAAAAAAUGGAACUUUUUAAAAAUGCAUCACCAGCUAGCAUGUGAGCAAAAACGUCUGUUGGUAUUGUAAACGACUGUGAUAUCUGUUAAUAAAAAUGGUUAUUUCAUCGUUGA
Molecule: messenger RNA, 3954 nt
Organism: Ictalurus punctatus (channel catfish)
Lineage: Eukaryota; Metazoa; Chordata; Actinopteri; Siluriformes; Ictaluridae
Gene: tspan7
Product: tetraspanin 7b
Exons: 8
Coding region: 74-823 (249 amino acids)
Cellular component (GO): membrane
Source: RefSeq, a predicted model, not a curated record